CCAAGUCCUUCCGCCUUCCGGUCCCGGCGGCCCUGUGAGUUCUAGCCGGCGCAGGCUUCCUCUCCCGAGAGAGCAGACUUAAUGUACUUUUUUACUUUUUAUUUUUCCUGCGCGAGAAGGGCGAGUUGUCCACGAGGCCCCGUGCAGCUCGAGCAAAGUCCGGUAAGGCCGCAAGGACCACACUUAAAAGCAGACUCCUGCACUUUGUUUUGGAGGAAGAGAUCCAGAAAUUCCACUGUCAGCUAAGCGGAGAGGCUGGCCCUCAUUCUGUCCGCUUGGGAAGCAACCCUUUUUAGGAGCAACACUGACAGAACCUGAGGUCUGGAGAAGCACUAAUGGUGUUCAGCCUGGGUUGGAGAGCUCCCAGGAGCCAGUGGAGUUUCCUGCAGGCUGUGAGCGGUGGCUUCCCCCUGUUCCCCUGGAGGACAGUGGGGAGUGGUUUGGAUCCCCAGAUGAAAGCCUACCUGGAAGAAAACACUGAAGUCACCAGCAGUGGCACCCUCACCCCUGAAAUCCAGUUACGGCUUUUGACCCCCAGGUGCAAGUUCUGGUGGGAAAGAGCUGAACUGUGGCCCUACAGUGAUCCAUACUGGGCAGUCUAUUGGCCAGGAGGCCAGGCCCUGUCUAGGUAUCUUUUGGAUAACCCUGAUGUUGUGAGAGGAAAGUCUGUCUUAGAUCUUGGGAGUGGAUGUGGAGCUACAGCCAUUGCUGCUAAGAUGAGUGGAGCAUCAAAGGUCUUGGCAAACGACAUAGACCCUAUUGCAGGAAUGGCGAUUACACUAAAUUGCAAAUUAAAUGGACUGAAUCCUUUUCCCAUUUUAACCAAAAACAUUUUGAAUACCCAACAAGUUAAGUUUGAUCUCAUUGUUCUUGGAGAUAUGUUUUAUGAUGAAGACCUUGCAGACAGUCUUCAUCUGUGGCUGGAGAACUGCUUUUGGACCCACAAAACGCGAGUACUUAUUGGUGACCCUGGGAGGCCCCAGUUCAGUGGACACAGCAUUCGGCAUCAUCUGUACCAACUAGAAGAAUACACACUUCCACAGUCAACCCAGCAAGAUAACCAUGGACUGACCACAAGUACGGUGUGGGAUUUUCAUCCCUGAUUUGUCAGAGUGCUUUCAAGUAUGAGUAUAGUUCUGUUUAGAGUCUGUGUUAGACUCUAAACAUUUCCUCUGUAGGAGGUACUCAACAGUUUAAAGACUCCAGAUCAGUGUGGUGUGAUGGCUGGAAGUGUGAAUACUAUCACUUGGUAGGCAGAAAUAGGCUGACCUCUUUGGAGGACAGUCUGGUCUACAUAGUUCCAGGACAGCCAAGGAUACAUAGGGAGACCCUGUCUCAUGGAGAAAGUGAUUUAAAAUUUCCUUCAUCCAUCUUGGCAUAGUGGUUCAUGCUUUCGGCACUAGGGAGGCAGAGGCAGGUGGAUCUCUGUGAGUUUGAGGCCAGUUUGUUCUACAGUGAGUUCCAGAACAGCCAGAGCUACAUACUGUGACUUGAGCUGAAAAAAAAAAAAAAAAAAAAGAAACAAACAAAAUCCUUUGACACCUUUUAUAAUUCUGCAUGGUUUAGUAAAGUUAGUAACUAUUAUGUUCCCAUUUCAUAUAGCAGGUUGUCAGGGUUUUAUAACGACAAAAACAAUGUAAUUAAUAUGUAUCACACACCACUGAUUAUGUAGAAGGCAUGUUUAUAUGUGCAUGGAUAUAAUAUACAGAAUUUGCUGCAAUAUUAAUAAAACAUCUCUGGAAAGGAAACAA
Messenger RNA from Meriones unguiculatus (Mongolian gerbil), 1751 nucleotides. It is a transcript of the gene Etfbkmt, whose product is annotated as electron transfer flavoprotein subunit beta lysine methyltransferase. Gene Ontology annotation, biological process: peptidyl-lysine trimethylation. The transcript is spliced from 4 exons. The record is from RefSeq and is a predicted model, not a curated record. Gene Ontology annotation, molecular function: protein-lysine N-methyltransferase activity. Gene Ontology annotation, cellular component: mitochondrial matrix. Lineage: Eukaryota; Metazoa; Chordata; Mammalia; Rodentia; Muridae. Bases 336 to 1103 code for a protein of 255 amino acids.